AUGGUGACCAUAUGCCUGUGCCUCGCCGGGGUCGUCGGCGCGACGGACCUGCUGCGGGAAGGCCGCGAGCGCGCCGAGAGAUACGCCCGCUGCGACCGCCCCCGCGCGGAAUACCGCAAGUACGAGGCGAUGACCGCGGGCUUCGGCCGCUCGGCGCCGAGCUGGACGGCGCAGAAGCUCCUGUCGGCGGGGGGCGCCGUCUACGUCAAGAACCAGAAGUCGGGCACGCACUUCGUCGAGUCGCUCCUCGGCGGCCCCGGCGCGCGCUGGUACUACCAAAAGUUCCGCAACGCGGACCCGGCGGCGGCCUGGUUCGCCAACGCCCGCUUCGAGCGCGAGGCGAGCCGCGACCCGCGGUCCGCGGCCCUGGGCUGCGACGCGCGCGCGCCGCCGCCCGCCGUCUUCACCGUCGUCCGCGACCCCUUCGAGUCCUUCGCGUCCGCGUUCCUCGAGGCGAUGUGCGUGGAGCGCGACGGCCGGGGCACGUUCGCCGGCAACCGCAAGCCCGAGUUCGCCGCCUUCGCGGCGCCGCCGCGCUCGGGCGAGGGGCCGUCGAUGACCAUGUCGCACGACAACGCGACGCGGCUCUUCGAGCAGCAGGCGCACCGCGUCGACGCGGCGCCGCCCGGCUGCGGCGGCCUGCGCUUCAUCUUCGCGCUCGAGACCGCCGGCGACGCGAUCGCGCAACCAAAAUUAGAUCAGUAG
Aureococcus anophagefferens is the source of this 705-nucleotide messenger RNA. RefSeq lists its product as hypothetical. The coding region runs from base 1 to 705 and encodes 234 amino acids. The record is from RefSeq and is a predicted model, not a curated record. NCBI's taxonomy places the organism in Eukaryota, Pelagophyceae, Pelagomonadales, Pelagomonadaceae. The transcript is spliced from 2 exons.